CAAUGACAGAAGUUUUCUUUUUUUUUCGUAAUUCGGAAGAUUAUUAAACCUUUGCUAAUUACACCGUGCUUUGUUUUUUGAGGUGUUCUUUAAUAUUCAUAAUAUUCUUUUGCCUUCAGUCAAAUGAACGAAAUGACGGAAAAUUCUUUGAGUAAUAAGACUUGACUUGGGCAGGUGCCAUGGAUGGCUAUGAUUAACAAUACGCUAGGGGGCAAUCACAGCGUUCGUAAUAUUCUGUUGCUUUAAGUCAAACUAACAAAAUGAUGAAAAUUAUCUGAGUGAAAAGAUUUGACUGAGACAGGUGUCAUGAAUUGCUAUGAUUGAAAAUGCUGUUGAAACAAAACAGUUUUGUGUUUUUCCGCUGUGUUUACCAAAUUGCUUUUCAAUAGCUCGGUCCUAUAUUCCUUUUUACUUUUCCUUUAUGCGAUGUUCAAAAACCUCGUUCUUGUGAAAUUGCUGACGGAACUUCUUCAAGGAAUAAGCGCUUCGUUUCAUCCGACAACGGCCAACAAUCGUGUUUUAGUCGGCCAUGUUUUUCAACAGUUACACGCCAAGGACUGGUUCAACUGUAUUCAGGCCUGCCACGAUGACGCAAGAUGCAUUUCGUACAAUUAUGAUAAAUCAGCGGGACAAAAUGGCCUGUGUGAAUUAAACAACGCUGGACUUGAUGACUUGUGCAACGAAGAUAAGUCUCUUGUUUACUCCAUGGGAUUUGUGUUUCAGCAGCUAAGAGAAGAGAAGUGUCACAAGAGCUGCAAAGAAAUCCAACAUUACGAUUCUAACACAGUGAGUGGCUUGUACAAGAUCCGUCCAUUGCAGAAUGCUGAACCCAUUGAGGUUUACUGCGAACUAGAAACUGAAGGAGGUGGCUUUACUUUCCUUCCUGGAAGCCUCACUCUAAGAUCAGAUGUUCAGCAGAUCAUCAAUGCCCUUUUUAAGGACAGGAAAAACGUUUUGCUAAUGCUGCGGAAACAAGUCGACUGGACCGAGUCUUACACUCUGAUCCAGCCCCAUCCCAAUUUCGUCAACACUGAUUUUGGAGUUUUGAUCAAUAGCUACUCUGGAUACACUGCACCAGAGAACAAAUUCAUGAGAAAUUACAUCUUCCUUGGCAUCAUUCCAGCAUCAGCAGCAAAAAGUAAAAGAAACCAAGGCUUCAGAUCCAACGGAAACGUUAUCCAGUUUUACAACUGCGAUGCAAAUCCAAACAGCCUUUUUGCGUUCAUGCCAAAUUUUUAUCUUCAAUCUCCAAGCAGCUAUGCUUCGCAUUCAAGUUACGAAGACAAAGGCCUCGCAGUGAACUGGUGCUCAAAGGGUAUUUCCAUCACAUAUCGUGAUCGCAUGCCUAACAAAUUCUACUUCUUGACGGAGCUCCAUUUUGGAGGCUGUGGCUGUUACACCUCCAGCAACCGCUGGAAGGAUGGCUUUAACGCUGCCGCCAUUGGUAUUCGCUGAGAACUUACUAACUUUCCCUUCCAGCUUGAUGAUGAACGAGCUGAAAACUGAUGGUUUAAUUCAAAAGUAAUUUUUCGGUGGUUGUUAUAACCAGUGAAUUUGCUUCUGCGCCUUAGCCAGAUAAGGAUCGUAGGGGCCAUACACGCCAAUCAAAAAUACUUUGACCCCGGUAGGAUUCCAACUAACGACCUCCGGAUUAGAUCACCAUUGUUCCAACAGACUGAGCGACGAGACCAGAUGGACGCAGGCCCGGCGAAGUAGCUUAGUAGUCCGCCCAGUC
This is a messenger RNA of Orbicella faveolata, 1735 nucleotides long. RefSeq lists its product as uncharacterized. NCBI's taxonomy places the organism in Eukaryota, Metazoa, Cnidaria, Anthozoa, Scleractinia, Merulinidae. The record is from RefSeq and is a predicted model, not a curated record. Gene Ontology annotation, molecular function: oligosaccharide binding.